This is a messenger RNA of Phyllotreta striolata, 2354 nucleotides long. NCBI's taxonomy places the organism in Eukaryota, Metazoa, Arthropoda, Insecta, Coleoptera, Chrysomelidae. The record is from the annotation of a GenBank genome assembly.
GCAAAAUAAAAAAAGGAGGUAAAAGUAAUUUUGUUUGUCCAAAUGAGUUGAGUAAAGUAUUUUGUGAAAUUUUGCGCUAAAAGUUGAAAUUGAGCAUGUCUAUUCUCGAGAGAGCAUCAGAAAACAUCAAUUUCCCAUCGACACGAAACCGAAGGCGAUCAUUAUUCCCCAGUGAUGAGGAUUGUGAAUCAGAAUCAGAACUCGGUCAUAUGAGCCCAUUAAAUUACGAGCCAACAUCAGACCAGGAAAACGGUUCCAGCAAAUCUAUAGCAGAUUAUGAGAUUUUAGGAUUUGCCAAAAAUAGCUUAGAACACACUCCUAAAAGAUAUAAUAACUCGGACAAUAUAAUUAGCCCGAACACAGAGUGUAUGGAAACUUCUAUAGCCGAGACUCCUUCUAAGACUCCCAGGCCUUUCAAUCUAAUGACUCCCCACGACGCUUCUAAUACUAAUUCCAAGUUACCAAAGCUAUCACGUCGCAAAUCAGUGGUAGAUUCAGACGCUUACUCUAACUCCAGCAAAAGAAAACUAUCACCCGAGAUAUCCCCUGAGCAAAACAAGCAAAUGAAGCUAGACCCCAAAUGUUCUCGCGUGAGAACAAGCCUAUUUCCCGAAGAAAACUUGACUCUAUCCACUAAAAGUUUCUAUCCCAAAUCGGAGGACAUUCUCACAAAAAUCAUGAAUAAAAAGGUCGCGGCGCAAAAAUUAUCUAUUUCAUUUAAAGUAAACAAACACCAUAGGAGGCCCCUAAAGAAAAUAGGACAAAUAAACGCCGGUGUAACGCACAAAAUCCGCAAACCGAGACAACGAAAAAUAGUCAAUUUUCCAAAAAAAAUCACGAAAUUUGGAAAGGAAAACGGAGCACUUAUAGACUACAUUAUGGAUCUUAAAGAGCUCAAUUCAAACGAACCAACUAAAUUAAUCAAGAACAAGGACAACGAGAGUACCUCGCAAAAAUUAAUAACCCCUGCGGUAGUUCCCCAAAAGCCUGUACAAACCGAAAGCGCUUCGAUCAAAACAGCCAUCGAUCCGGAUACAUCGAGCAAAAAAUUCUUCAAGCUCGCAAACUCGAAGGGCGUCGUUACGCUAAACAAUCACAUCCAACUCGCCGUGGACCACGGCAAGGUAAACAUUUUGGACAAAUCCGGAAUCAACUACGACACGAGCGAUUUGAACGUAGAAGACGACAGCUUUCCGGAAACCAAUCUCACCAACAUCCUAUCGUGCCUGAGCGACGACGAAAACGACCCUCCGCCAGGCAAUACGCUAGUCCUGCAGGCCACGAGCUCCGUCCUGGCCUCGGACAACUCCAUUUUGCUGCACCAGUCCCGCCAGGCGGACCUGUUGCUCUCGCCGAUAUCCCAAAUGUGCGACGUGACGUCCGGAUUGGCUCUGGACACGCCGAAGAAAGGCAAGAACUUGAACCCCGUCUUGGAGGGAAUCCAACCUAUUCCCAAUGGUGCCCAGCAAAAACGCUGCAAUUCCUUCCCCAUAUCUUACCAUAAAGAUCAAGAAACUGCGGAUAAGAGGGAGAAGAAAGUUAUCGUUAAGAAACGUAAAUUAAUCAAGACCGAUGAUAAUCAAUUGAUCAUCGAUGCGGGACAGAAGAAAUUCCGUUUGGAGUGCCGGGACUGCGGGUUUGUUUACAACGAAGAUGAUCCCGAUGAUGAGAUGAAGCAUUUGAGCGUGCACAAUGCCAAGCAUGUCUUCAGAUUUCAAGGCUGGAAGAAUGAGAAAAUUGUGGAUGAUUUUCUGAGCGACGGUAGGAUUAUCCAAAUCCUCCCCGGUGAUUCCCCUGUUUGGUUCAGAAAAGUAGAAGAUUUGUUAAACUUGAUUAACAUUGAACUGGGAUGUCAAGGCAUGGAGAUGAAAUUAACCGAUUGCCAGACAUAUUUGUAUAUUAAGAAGAGGAGUAUAAUAGGAUGUCUAGUGGCUUCAUCUCAGCGAAAAGGUUACAAAAUGCUCUCCUCGGCUGAAGACACGACUGAUUUGUGUUCAGAAACUGCGUAUACUAUAAAAUGUGGCGUUUCGCGAAUCUGGGUUUCGAAUGCUCAUAGGAAAUUAGGCUAUGCUAGGAAAUUGAUGGAUUCGAUGCGGAGACAUUUCGUCAAAGGGUACUAUCUUCAGGACUCCGAUAUAGCUCUAAGCUCUCCCACACAAGCCGCUAAAGGAUUCGCCGAGAAAUAUUUCAACACUAAACAGUACCUCGUUUAUUUGUAACGGUUUUAUUUAUGCAUGUUUUAUACGAUUCGUUUUAGGCCAUUUUAAAUUUAAGCUCACGAAAUGUUUGAAUUUGUAAGUACAAAAUAACUAAUUUAAUUUUUGUAGUUUUUUUAAUAAAAUGUGUUUGAAGUA